Molecule: messenger RNA, 3453 nt
Organism: Lingula anatina
Lineage: Eukaryota; Metazoa; Brachiopoda; Lingulata; Lingulida; Lingulidae
Product: serine-rich adhesin for platelets-like
Source: RefSeq, a predicted model, not a curated record
AUGGAUGCAGAAACAACUGGAACAACCACUGCAGCUGAAACCACAAGUACUACCAGUGGAGCUGCAACUUCUGGUAGAUCCCAUGCAGUAAACACCACUAGUGCGAGUACUGAUGCAGAAACAAUAGGUACAGCCACUGCGGCUGAAACUACAAGACCUACCACAAGAGCUGAAACUACUGGUACAUCCCAUGAAUUAGACACCACUGCUGAUGCAGAAACAACUAAAACAAUCGCUGCAGCUGAAACCACAAGUACUACAAGUGGAGCUGAAACUACUGGUACGUCCAUUGCAGUAGACAUCACUAGCACUACUAUUGAUGCAGAAACAACUGAAACAACCAUUGCGGCUGAAACCACAAGUCCCACCAGUGGACCUGGAACUUCUGGUACAUCCCAUGCAAGAGACACCACUAGUACGAGUACUGAUGCAGAAAGAACUAGAACAACCACUGCAGCUGAAACCACAAGUACUACCACAAGAGCUGAAACUACUGGUACGUCCAUUGCAGGAGACAUCACUAGUACUACUAUUGAUGCAAAGACAACUGGAACAACCAUUGCGUCUGAUACCACAAGUCCAACCAUUAGAGCCAGAACUUCUGGUACAUCCGUUGCAGUGGACACCACUAGUACUAGUAUUGACGCAGAAACUACUGGUGCAACCACUACAGCUGAAACCACAAGCCCUACCAAUGGAUUUGCAACUUCUGGUUCAUCCAGCACAGUAGACACCACUAGCACUACUAUUGAUGCAGAAACAACAAGUGUAACCACUAGAGCUGAAACAUCUGGUACGUCUGUUACAGUACACACCACAACCUCUAGUAUUGAUGAAGAAACAACUGAUACAGCCAAUGCAGCUGAAACCACUAGUAUUAAAACUGGUACAACCGUUGCAGUAGACACCACUACUUCUAGUAUUGACGCAGGAACAAGUGGUAAAACCACCACAGGCGAAACAACCAGCAUUACCACCAGAGUUACUGCUACAACUCUUGCAGUAGAUACCGCUAGUACUAGUAUUGAUGCUGAAGAAACCCGUGCAAGCAAUGCAGCUGAAACCACUAGUGCAACUCCUAAAACUACGGGUGCAUCCGUUGCAUUUGAUACCACUGGUGUUAGUAAUGAUGCAGAGACUAGUACUAUGACAACUGCUGACACCACUAGCACUGCCAUUGGAGCUAAAACUACUGGUACAUCCUUUGCAGCAGACACUACUAGUACUAGUAUUGAUGUAGAAUCAACUGGUACAGAUGAUGCAGGAACAACAAGAAUAGUGUCUGAUACAGAAACCACUGUCCGCGAUUUGAAAAUCACUAGUGCUUUAGAUGAUACACUGACAACAAGCACAGUCUAUGGUGGAACAAUUACAACAGCCCCAAGUCGUGUACCAUCUAGCACAGUCACUGAUACAGGCACUUCUAGCACAGUCUCUAAUGUAGGGACCACUAGCACAGUAUCUGGCACAGAAAUAACAAGUACAGGCCUCAAUGCAGGAACAACUAACACAGUCUCUGAUUCAACAGCCACUACUGAUUCAGCUACGUCUUCUGAUACAAAAACAGCUAUUUCCACAACCAUUACAGAUGCUGAAACUACUGGCCCCACCACCACUGCUUCCAGUACUACUGAACCAGCAACGACUGCUGAUGCAGAAAACUCUUCUGUUCCCACAACAUCUGAUGUAGAAACCACUGCUCCAACUCACGCUGCUGUAACAGGCACUGCUUCUAGCGUCAUAAUUGAUGCAGAAACUACUUCCCAUACCACUGCUGCUGACAUAAAAACCAGCACUGUUACCACAAUUGCUGGAGAAACCACGAAUGAUAAUGCAAAAUCCAAUGCACCAACCACCACAGACCAUUUAGAAGCCAUUUCUGCUACCACCACUAUUGAAACAUCUACCACUCUUGAUGCAGAAGGAGCUGACUUGACCACCACAGCUGAUGCAUAUACCACUACUCCUACCAAUGUUAAUGAAGGAACCACCACUCCUACCACUGGUACUGAUGCAGAAACCAUUCUUACUACCACCAUGGUUGCUGCAGAAACUUCUACCCCUGCUGCUGAUGCAGAUACCAUUUCUCUCACCACUAAUGCGGAUUCAGAAAUCAGCACUGAUACUACCAUUGUUGUUGAAACUACCACUCUUGUCCCCACCGCUGAUGUGGAAACAAUUGUUCCAACCAGCACUGCUGCAGAAGGUACUACCUCUACCACUGAUGGGGAUGAAGACAUUACUGCUCCUACUACCACUGCCACAGAAAAUGCUUUUCUGUCUACCCCUGCUGAUGCAAAAACCAGUACUUCCACCGUUGCUGGUGCAGAAACUAGCACUACUACCACCACCACCGCUGCUGUGGAAACCAAUAGUCCCUACACCACUGCUGAUGAACUUACCACCACCGGUCAGGCAGAAACCGCUUUACCUGCCACUACUGCUGAUGCAGGGAACACUUCAUCCAUGACCACUGCUGAUACAGAAAGGGCUGUUCCUACCACUACAGCUGAUGCAGACACCACAAGUCCUAGCAACACUGUUGAAAAAAGAACAAAUACUUCAACAACCAUUGCUGCGGAAUCCACUACAGCUACCCACACUGUUGCAGGAACCCCUUCUAAAACCACCACUACUAAUACAGAAACCGUUUCCCCUACCAGCAAUGUAGACACCACUGCAACUCCUGCAGAAACCGGAAUUCCUACCACCACUUCUGGUUCUCAAACCACUUUUUCUACCACCACUGUUGAUGCAGACACCACUACUACUCCAACCAACACCGCUGAUGAUGAAACCACUUCUUAUACCGCCACUGGUGAUGUAGAAACCACUACUAUUGAUGCAUAUUCUACUAUUUCUACCACCAAUACUUAUGCAGAAACCACUUCUAUCGCAACUGCUGAUGCCGAAACCACUCCUCCUAUAACCACUGCUGAUGCCGAAGCCACUCCUCCUUUUACCACUGCUGAUGCCGAAACCACUCCUCCUAUUACCACUGCUGAUGCCAAAACCACUCCUCCUAUGACCACUGAUGCAGAAGGGGUUACUACAAAUCCAGGAGCAGAAACUGUCUCAAGCAGCAACGCAGGGGAUUUCACUACAACUGCCACUCUUCCGCCUUCCAUUCACUCUGGGACAGCAGGUCCUUCCAGCACAGAGGGGUUAGUGAAUGGAGUAGUGACAUUAAAUCCUACACUUGAGUCAGAGAAUCAGGUUAGAGAGACCACAGUAGGGGCCACCCGCACAGAUGCUGGUACAACAGUAGGCACUACGCUUGCUGGAGGCUCAUCAGCUUCUAGCGAAGAAAUACUUACAAGUUCAGAAGACAGUUCAACGACGUCGACCACACCUGUUGCUUCCACGGGCUGUGCCUGUCAGACGCCGGAACCGACAUCCGAUACGGGUGAUAUCCGUCUGCUUUUCGUAGAUGAAAGACAGGAAGCUUGUUGA